Molecule: messenger RNA, 2184 nt
Organism: Aspergillus caelatus
Lineage: Eukaryota; Fungi; Ascomycota; Eurotiomycetes; Eurotiales; Aspergillaceae
Product: 2-isopropylmalate synthase
Exons: 4
Coding region: 208-2142 (644 amino acids)
Biological process (GO): L-leucine biosynthetic process
Cellular component (GO): mitochondrion
Molecular function (GO): 2-isopropylmalate synthase activity
Source: RefSeq, a predicted model, not a curated record
CUGCAAUUGAUUGGGUUGACUCAUUGCGCAUCUUAAAUACCCUCAAUUGCUUCGUUUGCUUUCGUUCAAACUUUUUCAGCUUAUCAUUCAUUUUCUUCUUGAUCGUUGACCUCUCCCCAUUCCGAGUGUUUCUAUUCCUCGACCUUUGUCUCCCUCUCUCUUUUCUCUCCAUUCCCCCACUGCGGAUCUCACCCGCUAACCGCUACCAUGCCGAUGCUCAAAGAUCCCUCGAAAAAGUACAAACGGUUUAAGCCACUGCAUCUCCCUGAUCGCCAAUGGCCUAACAACGUCAUCGAAAAGGCCCCCCGGUGGCUGGCCACCGAUCUAAGAGAUGGCAACCAGAGCUUGCCUGAUCCAAUGGACGGUGAACAAAAAUUCCGCUUCUUUAAAAUGCUCGUCGAUAUCGGCUACAAGGAGAUCGAAGUGUCAUUCCCAUCUGCCUCACAAACAGACUUCGACUUCACCCGGCGUCUGGUGGAGACUCCUGGCGUCGUUCCGGAUGAUGUAUGGCUCCAGGUCCUGUCCCCUUGCCGUGAGGACCUCAUCCGCCGCACGGUGGAUUCUCUGAAGGGUGCAAAGAAGGCUAUCCUGCAUAUCUACCUAGCCACAAGCCCGUGCUUCCGUCGAAUUGUCUUCAACAUGGACAAGCAGAAGAGUUUGGAAAUGGCUGUCCGUUGCACCAAGUUCGCGCGUUCGAUCACCAAGGACGACCCCUCGACCGCCGGUACCGAGUGGCACUUCGAGUUCUCCCCCGAAACCUUUUCUGACACGGAGCCUGAGUUCGCUGCUCAGGUUUGCGAGGCCGUCAAGGAGGCUUGGAGUCCUACUGAGGAGGCUCCCAUUAUCUUUAACCUGCCCGCGACAGUAGAAAUGUCGACCCCCAACGUUUUUGCGGACCAGAUUGAGUACUUCUGCCGUCAUGUGUCGGAGCGAGAGAAGUAUAUCGUCUCCAUUCACCCGCAUAACGACCGUGGCUGUGCCAUUGCGGCCGCUGAGCUGGCUCAGAUGGCCGGCGCGCAGCGUGUGGAAGGCACUCUGUUUGGAAAUGGUGAAAGAACGGGUAACGUUGACCUGGUUACUUUGGCUCUCAACCUCUACACACAGGGUAUCACCCCAAAUGUUGACUUCUCCGAUAUCAACGCUGUCAUCAAGGUUGUUGAAGAAAGCAAUAAGAUCCCUGUCAAUGAACGGUGGCCCUACGGCGGCCAGCUGGUCGUUUGCGCUUUCAGUGGCAGUCACCAAGAUGCUAUCAAGAAAGGCUUCAAGCUUCGUGAUGAUGCUACAGCCGCGUCAGAUGAGGAAGUUCAAUGGGAAGUUCCUUACCUCCCCUUGGAUCCUCAAGAUAUCGGCAGAACUUACGAAGCUGUUAUUCGUGUCAACUCCCAGAGUGGCAAAGGUGGUGCUGCUUGGGUUAUCUUGCGCAGCUUGGAGCUGGAUCUCCCACGCGCCUUGCAGGUCGAGUUCAGCAAGAUCGUCCAAAAGAAGUCGGAGGAGGUCAGCCGGGAGCUGCGGGCAAGCGAGAUUGUCGGUCUUUUCGAGGAGGCAUACCACCUCAAGUCCAACCCCCGCUUCAACCUAGUCGACUACAACAUCACCACGGACCGCUCGACAUCCCCAGCACCCCCCGAGCCUGGCAAGGCGCUGAACACCAAGAACCUCAAGCGGCGCUUCACUGGUGUCAUCGAGAUCGAUGGUGUUCAACACGCUAUUACUGGUGUUGGUCCCGGUGCUAUCUCCUCUUUGGCUGGCGCCUUGUCUACCCUCGGCAUCGAUCUCGACGUUGUCGACUACAAGGAACACUCCAUUGGUUUGGGUAGGGAGGUGAAGGCCGCAACGUACAUCCAGUGCACUGCGGCCGGUAGCAAGGAGCAGGUCUGGGGUGUUGGUAUCCACCAGGACGUUGUCCAGGCCAGUUUGAUCGCGUUGCUCAGUGCUGCUAGUUCGUUCCUGGCUAGCCGUGCUGGCUCUCCUGCUCCCUUCCGGCCCAUCCGCUCCAACACCCUCACUGACGAGGACCUGCAAGCCCUAGAGACCCUCACCGGCUCAAGUGAUCUUGCCACCAACCUUGCUAAGGCUGCCAACGGCAGUGCCAAGCCCCAGGUCGAUAUUGAUGCCCUGACGAGACAAGCUGAGAGCCAAUAAAUCUUAAGCUUUCUUUCUUACUACCCUUUUCGAAUUUUUCUC